AUGAGUAACUUUAAACCUACCUCACCAAAAACAUCCCAUAUACCUGAUAGAUCACCUUCUAUCUCCCAUCAGAGUAGUCAUGCAUCUAUUCAUUCCCAUCAUCACCAUUCUAAUUCUUCAUCAAGAAAACCAUCAAUUGUCGAAUUAUUAAGUUCCCCUCCACCUUUACCACAAAAUAAUAACAAUGAUGAUAUUAACAUAUUGAAUUUAUCAAGGAACAAUUCUGUGAGUUCAAGAACUAGUCUUGAAUUAUUUGAAGUUCAAUUAAGUGAAUUGAUUGAAAAGUCCAAAUUGAUUUCUAUUAAUUCUGAUUAUUCUGUUCAAGAAGCAUUUGAAACUUUGAAAAAUCAUAAUUUGACUAGUGUACCUGUUAGUACUACCAAAGACUCUGGUUUGAUCAAUUGUUUAACUUUUGAUUAUAGUGAUUUGAACACUUACUUGUUAUUGAUUAUGAACAAAAUCUCCCUCAAAGAUUUGAAUAGCGAUUUUGAAGGAUUUUCCAAGGAUAACUUUAACAAUUUAGUUACAAAAGCCAAAAAGGGUGAAGAAGUUCCAGUCGAUCUUAUAAUCAAAUUACAUCCAAAGAACCCAUUCAUAAAAAUAAAUGAAAAUGAAUCAUUAUUAACAGUAAUGGAAAUUUUAGGUAAUGGAGUUCAUAGAAUUGCCAUUACCAACAAUGAAAAUGAAAUUGUAGGGAUCUUAUCACAAAGAAGAUUGAUCAGAUUUAUUUGGGAUAAUGCCAGAAGAUUCAACAAUUUAGAAUAUUAUUUCAAUCAAUCAAUUGAAGAUUUAAAGAUAGGUUCAACUAAUCCAAUAACAAUCUAUGAAGAUCAACAAUUGAUUGAAGCUUUAUAUAAGAUGUUUUACGAGAGAAUUUCAUCAUUAGCAGUCAUUGAUCGUAAAGGAUUCUUAAUAGGAAAUAUUUCAAUUGUUGAUGUUCAAAAUAUAACAUCAAGUCAAAAUUCCCAUUUAUUAUUUAAAUCAGUAUUGAACUUUAUAAGCUACAAUUUGAGUCAAAAAGGUAUCGAAGAAGGUAAAGAUCAAUUCCCAAUUUUCCAUGUGAACAAAUCAACCGGAUUAGGUAGAAUCAUUGCUAAAUUAGUUGCAACUCAAUCUCAUAGAUUAUGGAUAGUUGAAAACACUGGCUCAAAUAAUAAUUCCUCUUUUGAUGAUUCCUUGAAUGACUCAGGAAAACCUGGAAAUUUGAUUGGGGUGGUCACGUUAACAGAUAUAAUUGGAUUCUUAGCUUCAAUCAAAUCAAAUGGUAAAAUUGAUCCUCAAUUUGCAAGAAACCAAAGAAGAAGGUCAAGUACAUCAACAAGAAGUUCAAUAGACAACCUGGAAUUCAGAAAAUAA
This is a messenger RNA of Yamadazyma jaroonii, 1356 nucleotides long. The record is from the annotation of a GenBank genome assembly. Lineage: Eukaryota; Fungi; Ascomycota; Pichiomycetes; Serinales; Debaryomycetaceae.